AGUAUAUUUUACGAAGUAUAUUUCAAGAAAAACAUUAAAUUAUUUUACGGAGUAUAAAUAAAAUAAAUUUUAAUUUUUUUUAAAAAAAAUUGACUUUAUACGUGUCAAAUACAAAGUUAAUAAAAUAUUAGAUAAAUUACAAGUUAACUUGGAAGUCAUAUGGAAUGUCACAUGUACACAAGAAAGCUAAGUAGAACGCUACAUCUGUUUGUGAAUGGAUGAGAAAGAAGGGUAUUUAUAAAUUCUCAUCUAGUGACUAUGCUGUCCAGUUCAGCUUGAUAUGUAAGGUUCGUGGAAGUUGUGCUGCGGAGCGCUAUGCCAAGAACUUGCCAAAACAAGCUAGAAAUGACAAGACAUACGGAGAAGUCAUUGGUUGUUAUGUGCAUGAACACAGUCAAAGAGCAGGCAUAUGGUUAAGUCCUUUAUUGCAUCUUCAAAGGAUGAAAGAGUUGGGUUUUGCAUUGUCACCUUGCCCCUUCAAUGAAAUCAUGCGCAUUCAGGGCAAACCUAAGGAGGUCCUUGAGGGGUGGGCCGAGAUGAAGAAGAGCGGGGUUUCACCCGAUAAUGAUAGUUAUAGAAUCCGCAUUAGUUCAUUUGGGUUAUACUAUGAUGUGGAUGGGAUGGAGAGAAUGCUGAGAGAAAUGGAGACUCAACCCCACAUUGUCAUGGACUGGUGUACUUACGCCGUGAGGAAAUGGCAGAAGCUUGGACAAGAGAGAAAAGGGGCCAGGUUGCAGAAAUAUGGUUUGUACUGGCUUCGCAUUACCAGCUACAUGGUAAAAUGUCUUUCUCAACCAAACUACAAAAAGUGGAGUAGUCUUUUUCUUCUCCUUGUUCGGCGUUUCAAACUUCAAGGAUACCUUGAUGGAUCUGUCGUCCCUCUCUCUGACGACGACGACGAAUGGUGCCAACUUGAUGCUCUUCUCCAAGGUUGGAUUCUCUCCACCAUCACUGAUGAAGUGUCAGAUCUGAUCAUCUCUUCUCUCACCACCGCCUCUGCUCUCUGGAAGGUCAUUCAUGACCUCUUUCAUGAUAACAAACAUGCCCGCGCCAUGCAGUUGGAACAUGAAUUUCGUACCACCGUCAAGGGCUCCACCUCCAUGGCGGCCUAUUGCCAACGGCUCCAAAAUCUUGCCGAUUGGUUGGACGAUGUUGAUGCACCGGUUUCUCAACACCAACUCGUUCUUCAGAUGCUCCGAGGGCUUCCCGCAGAUCUUCAAGGCCAGACCUCGUUCAUGCAGUUUCAGGAUCCUAUGCCGAAUUUUCUUCAGGUUCGAUCGGCUCUCAUGCUCUUGGAUCGUCAGCGGUCAAACCCUGCUGACCCCGGUAGCACGGCCUUGCUCACCACCCGAAUCGGCGGGACAAACGGCAGCAGCAGCUACGGUGGACAGCACGGCGGCAGCAGCUACGACAUGGGCGACUUACAUUUCUUCCUCGGCAUCAACGUCCAUCGCACCUCCACUGGGAUGUUCCUCCAUCAGACUCAGUUUACCCAUGACAUCCUUGAGCGGGCUGGGAUGGUCUCCUGUCGUCCUAUCUCUACGCCAGUGGACACAAAGGCAAAAUUAUCAUCCUCAGCUGGGACGGCCCUUCCAGAUCCGACGUUGUACAGGUUUCCUAAAUAUGGCUCUCCUACUAUUGAUUAGGAUUGAAGCCUCUACUAUAUAUUGAUGUAUUCUCUACACAAUUAUUCAAUGAAAAUAUUCUUUCUACACAAAAUUUAUCAUUUUGUUCAAGACAUUAUUGUUCUUUAUUUUUCACUCGGUAGUUACCAAUAUACACUUAAUAAUUUAUAGUCUUCAUU
This is a messenger RNA of Cuscuta campestris, 1804 nucleotides long. The record is from the annotation of a GenBank genome assembly. NCBI's taxonomy places the organism in Eukaryota, Viridiplantae, Streptophyta, Magnoliopsida, Solanales, Convolvulaceae.